Molecule: messenger RNA, 1524 nt
Organism: Polistes canadensis
Lineage: Eukaryota; Metazoa; Arthropoda; Insecta; Hymenoptera; Vespidae
Gene: Lsd-2
Product: lipid storage droplets surface-binding protein 2
Exons: 4
Coding region: 150-995 (281 amino acids)
Biological process (GO): positive regulation of triglyceride storage; lipid storage
Cellular component (GO): lipid droplet; cytosol
Source: RefSeq, a predicted model, not a curated record
ACUCUCAAUAGAUGUACGAGGUCAGAUACGCGUCACCCACCGCGAGGGAAGGACCGUAUUUUUGUUUUGUAUUCUUGUCAACACGUGAACCUUCGAAAUUCAAGAAUUACAAAUUACUUUCAAAUACGAAAUUUGUCAUCUAAAUCAAAAUGGCUACUGAAAUUGCUCAACUACCUCAUAUUGAAGUUUUCCAUCGUGUUCUUGAACUUCCUAUGAUCGGAAUGGCUUUUAAUAAAUCGGUAGAAACUUAUAAUAAAUUAAAAGACUCUCAUUGGCUAGUACAUUGGGCUCUGACCACAGCCGAGAGUUCUUUCGAGAGUGCAACCAGGCAAGCUGUACCCAUAGCCGCCCCCCUAGCUAAGAAAUUCGAGAAUCCUAUUCAUUUUGUCGACCACACGCUCUGCCUCGGUCUCAACAAAAUCGAAGAAAGAGUCCCAUUGGUGAAGGAGAAACCCGAGCAGAUUUUAGCUAAUGCUUACGAUAUAGCCGUAAAAAAAGUUCAACCGGCAGUUUCUACGAUCUAUCACGUGAACGGCGCUUUAUUAGAGCAGGCUACGAAUCUGAGAGAUAUCAGCUGGAACAAAGCUAAUCAAAUCUUAGAUACUCAAUAUGGUAUUGAAGCUGUUAAAAAAUUAGAUAAUACCGCUAUAAUCGUGGACAAAUUGAUAGACGUAUAUUUCCCUGCCAUUGGAAAGGAAGAUGAAACGGAUGCUACAGUGAAAACAGAGGAAGAAGACAAACUACUUCAUACUUUACAAACUGUUGGCCGUUUAUCCAAUAAAGCAGCUCGACGUGUUUAUCUAAAUAUAUGCCAACGCACGAAGGAACUUAGCAAAGAAAACCUGAGAAGAUAUAUCGCUUUUCUUUUGGAAUUUUUACAACUCACACAGUACAUACACGCGAUCAAUGAUAAAGUUAUCGAAUUAACGACUCCGAAUAAAUGCGAACAACCCAACCAACAAACACCGACUAACCAAAACUCGAAUCAGAAUUAAAAGCUUUUUUGUUUUUUAAUAAUUUGUAUCAUUUUAUCUUUUUAUAUAUUUUUUAUCGUGAUUCAUAAUAUUUCGUUUAUAUAAUUAAUAUCAUUUAUCAAACAUAUUUUCCUUCGACAAAGAAAAAAUAUUAUUCGUAAGAACAACAAAAAAAAAACAAAAAAUAAAUCCAUAAAUCAAUUAAUAUAAAUCAUUCAAAUAAUGAUUUUGAUAUUUCUGUUUAUAUCAUGUUUUCAAUAAUGUUUUAAAUUGUUUAUUUUUCCAUGGUGUUUUUCUAAUUUCUAGUCCAAAAUCUAACGUAUUAAAAUAUUUUAUGUGUGUUUAACAUAAUAGUAUAAAAAGGAGAAAAGAUAGGCUUUCCUAAUUCAUAUAGGUAUUAUAUAAAUCACAAUGUGAUAACUCAUAGAGAAGCGUUUCAACCUUUGAACUUAAUAUUCCAAUGACAACACUACGAUCUGGCUGAUUUCCUUGUGUUGUAUUUCGAUAUCUUACAAGAGAUAAAUCGAUCUGAACAAGAUAAUACAUAAAA